Messenger RNA from Theobroma cacao (cacao), 309 nucleotides. Its product is annotated as auxin-responsive protein SAUR21-like. Gene Ontology annotation, biological process: response to auxin. The record is from RefSeq and is a predicted model, not a curated record. Lineage: Eukaryota; Viridiplantae; Streptophyta; Magnoliopsida; Malvales; Malvaceae.
AUGGCUUCCCGUACGCCUGGGAUUAUUAAAGCUAAGCAGUUUGUACGGAGCAUUCUUUUGUCCCCCGAGACCACUGAUCAUGUGCCUAGAGGCCAUUUCGUUGUCUAUGUUGGAGAGACUCAAAAGAAGAGAUUUGUUGUUCCAAUCUCAUACUUGAAGCAUCCUUCAUUUCAGAUCUUGCUUGUUCAAGCUGAAGAAGAGUUUGGGUUUGAUCAUCCUAUAGGGAGUCUCAACAUCCCAUGUAUUGAAGAAGUCUUCCUCGAUAUCACCUGCAGUUUGUAGAAUUCCUAUGACAUGGAAAACAAUGAC